Messenger RNA from Mitosporidium daphniae, 548 nucleotides. RefSeq lists its product as uncharacterized. Lineage: Eukaryota; Fungi; Microsporidia. The transcript has a single exon. The record is from RefSeq and is a predicted model, not a curated record. The annotation marks the transcript as partial.
UGGAAGCUCUACUAAUUCAGAAACCUCAGAAAGCUCAUUUUUCUCUGGAAGCUCUGGAAGCUCUAAAAGUUGAAGAAUACCAGAAAGCUAAAAAAGAUGAAAAACCUCAAACUCUGGAAAAUCAUAAAGCUAAAGAAGCUCUGAAAGGUCUGAAAGCCCUGAAGGCUCUGGACGCUCUAAAAGCUCUGGAAGAUAAAAAACCCCUGGAAGCUCUGGAAGCUCUGAAAGAUCUGAAAGCUAUAGUAAUUGAGAAAGCUCAUGAUGCUCUGAAAGAUAUGAUAAUUCACAAACCCAAUAAAAAAAGACCAAUGGUUCGGACAUGUCAGGCAGCUCUGAAAUUUUUGGAAGAUCUGAAAAGUGAGAAAUAUCUGGCUCCAAAAGGCUGGAAAGCUGAAAUCAUUCAUGCAGCCUUGGAACCUCUGCAGUAUAUCGAAGAUCUGAAAGCUAAAAAAGUUCUGAAAGAUCAAGCACUGAAAACUAUACUAAUUCAGAAAGCUCCACCAAGAAAAGCUUUUGUCGCUUCAGAUGCCAAUGAAGAAAAUCCCUAG